ACCGCAGAUCGACAGAUGCAGUGACCAAAGGUGACUGCCAGGCGGAGAGCCAGAGGACCGAGGAGGAAGCAGUGACCCAGCCCGAUGCUGCAGCCGCCCCUGCUGGACGGCAGCCAGAGCCCAAGUGUCCUGAUGACGAGACACAGGAGGGAGAGGAGAAGGAUGGAUGGAGCAUGGCCGACAUUAAAGUUGUGGGAAAACGCAGGAGGGAGCUUGUCGGACCUGAGGCAAAGCGAUCUCGCGCUCAGUCUCCGUGUGUUGUAGCAGAUUUCAGACUGCCUCAGUUCAACCCUAACAGCCCCAUCGGUCAGGAGUUUGUGGUCCCUAAAUCAGGAUUUUUCUGUAACAUCUGCUCUGUUUUCUGCCUGAAUGAGAAGACCGCCAAGGAACUCCACUGCUGCAGCCAGAAACACUACGACAACCUGCAGAAGUAUUAUGAGGAACGUCGACAAAGAGCUACAAAGACUUUGUCUCACACGUCUCCAGGCUCCGUUUCUGACUGAUGGACCUGAUCUACUGGAGAACAAGCCAUUGUUAUUGAUCCUACUAGUUCAGAAACUAAACUAAUCGCCUUCUGGCACCUUUUGUUGUAAGUUAUAUAUGUCUUCUUUGAUGAAUUGUCUCCCAGCCUUUCAGUUAGUGCUUCUGUUUUUGUUUGUACAGGCCGAUGGAGAGCACCGUUUUGAUCUUGUUACUAUUUUAUCUUUUAUGUGAAAAUAUUAUUGAGAAAUUGUCCCUAUUAAUUUAGUUAACAUCAGGAGGUACCUGACAGCUGUUAACAGUUUACUAAAUCUUGUUUUUUUUUUUUUGCUCAUUUAGAUCUUUGGCUUCAGUUUCUUUAAGUGUCCAAAAUGUGUUUGCUGCUGUUCUGUUAAACAUGAAAUAAAACCUGUCACAUGUGUGUCAUACA
Oreochromis niloticus (Nile tilapia) is the source of this 910-nucleotide messenger RNA. Its product is annotated as matrin-3-like. The record is from RefSeq and is a predicted model, not a curated record. The transcript has 4 exons. Gene Ontology annotation, cellular component: nucleus. The annotation marks the transcript as partial. Gene Ontology annotation, molecular function: nucleic acid binding; zinc ion binding. Lineage: Eukaryota; Metazoa; Chordata; Actinopteri; Cichliformes; Cichlidae.